CAGUGACACCGCCACAGAAGGCGGCGAUUGACUAUAUGCGCUAACGGAGGAGCGACUGUGAUGGUGUGAAAAUAGCAUUUUACCCGGAGAAAGAAGAAAAAGCAAAGAACUCAUUGUAAGACACCGGGCGGCGGACACAGCUGAGCACGACGGCGUUUGAAGAAUGUCGGGAGGCGGCAUUUUCCGGCAGUCUCGAGGGCGAUUAGCGUUUCCAAAUCCAUUUCAAUUUGGGGCGCUUUUGGUGAUGCUCCUACCCAAUUUCUUCCCCGCCCUCUUCUCCCCGCUUGGCCGGACUUACACUUCUUUAUUUUCCGAAUGGAAUGCUCCAAAGCCUGUGCACUUGAAUUUACUUAAUGCAGCACUGCAACAACAUCCAUCUUCCAAUGAACAAGAAUCUGAUCCGUGGUCUCCCUUACCAAACCAAGGACGGAAACCAUGUGUUACACAAAGUAACCACUUUUUGCCGAGGAAGUCUCGCGGAUAUCUACAAGUGUUUCUUGAUGGAGGCUUGAACCAACAAAGAAUGGGGAUUUGUGAUGCAGUAGCCGUGGCAAAAAUUUUAAAUGCAACCCUCAUAAUUCCAUACCUUGAUAUCAAUCCUGUAUGGCAGGACACAAGUGCAUUUGAGGAUAUAUUUGAUAUCAAUCAUUUUAUCCAAGCGUUGAAGGAUGAUGUCUCCGUAGUUAAAGAGCUUCCGAGUGAUUUUUCAUGGAGCACUAGGGAGUACUAUGCAACAGGCAUACGGGAAACUAGAAUUAAGACAGCACCAGUCCAUGCUUCUGGUACUUGGUAUCUGGAAAAUGUUUUGCCAGCAAUGCAGAGAUUUGGGAUUGUUGCUGUAGCUCCGUUCUCUCAUCGCUUAGCUUUCGAUGGCCUGCCUUCUGAUGUCCAGCACCUGCGUUGCAAAGUCAACUUUUUGGCACUGGUUUAUGUUCCACAUAUCAGAACAUUAGGAGAUUUACUCGCCAGCCGAUUGAGAAGCAACCCUUCUAACAUGGAUGGGACAUCAACUUCCAUAUCCCGAAGGGACAAUUACAAACCAGGAGUUGGAAAAUACGUCGUUUUGCAUUUACGUUUUGACAAAGAUAUGGCAGCUCACUCUGCUUGUGAUUUUGGUGGAGGUAAAGUUGAGAAGCUUGCUCUUGCAAAAUACCGCCAGUUGAUUUGGCAGGGAAGGGUUGUCAAGUCUCAAUUCGCUGAUGAGGAAUUAAGAAACCAAGGGCGUUGUCCAUUGACUCCCGAAGAAAUUGGACUCCUUUUGGCUGCUUUAGGUUUCAACAACAGUACGCGCCUUUAUCUUGCUUCCCACAAGGUUUAUGGGGGAGAAGCAAGGCUCUCGGCGCUUCGCCAAAUGUUCCCACUAAUGGAGGAUAAAAGGAGCCUAGCAUCUUCAGAGGAAUUGGCUAUGGUUGAAGGAAAGGCCUCUUUAUCAGCUGCUGUGGAUUAUCAUGUGAGCAUGCAGAGCGAUAUCUUCAUCUCUGCUUCUCCUGGAAACAUGCACAAUGCACUGGUGGGACAUCGCGCGUUUAAGAACCUGAAGACCAUAAGACCAAACAUGAGACUUGUUGGGAAGCUGUUCCAGAACAAGAGCAUGGGAUGGUCGGAGUUCCGGGAAGCAGUGGUGCGGGGUCACAAGAACAGACAAGGGCAACUCCAAUUCCGCAAACAAAACCAGUCGAUUUAUACUUAUCCUGCCCCCGAUUGCCUCUGUCCAGCUGCUGCUGCUGCUUAAACAAACAAGCAUUCCCAUUGAGGUUUUGAUUUCCUCUGGUUUGGUUUGAGUUUGUUUUUCAUUUGAAAUCAACAAUGUUUUUAUAUUUUCUUUUUUGGGCAUUCACACCAGCCUAGAUGAUAUUUUUAUGGUGCUUUUGUGAUAGUAAUGGUUAUUUUCUAUUGAUGCUAUGUAAUGAAAGAAUGGAGUACAA
Messenger RNA from Cuscuta campestris, 1925 nucleotides. The record is from the annotation of a GenBank genome assembly. NCBI's taxonomy places the organism in Eukaryota, Viridiplantae, Streptophyta, Magnoliopsida, Solanales, Convolvulaceae.